This is a messenger RNA of Pelmatolapia mariae (spotted tilapia), 5833 nucleotides long. It is a transcript of the gene camk2g2, whose product is annotated as calcium/calmodulin-dependent protein kinase (CaM kinase) II gamma 2. Bases 133 to 1764 code for a protein of 543 amino acids. NCBI's taxonomy places the organism in Eukaryota, Metazoa, Chordata, Actinopteri, Cichliformes, Cichlidae. Gene Ontology annotation, molecular function: ATP binding; calcium/calmodulin-dependent protein kinase activity; calmodulin binding. The transcript is spliced from 21 exons. The record is from RefSeq and is a predicted model, not a curated record. Gene Ontology annotation, biological process: protein phosphorylation.
CCCAGCUCCUCUCUGUGAGCUCGAGCCACUCUUCCCUUUUGAGCCUUCACUAGUUCUCCUCCCGAAACCUGCGCGAGGCGGCCACUGAAGCGCGAGGCGACUUCCCCCCCUCUCCCCUUGACUCCAGUCAACAUGGCUACAGUUGUAACCUCGACCAGAUUCACAGACGAAUAUCAGCUGUACGAGGAACUCGGAAAGGGUGCCUUCUCCGUCGUUCGUCGAUGUAUCAAGAAGUCCACCGGCCAGGAGUAUGCCGCAAAAAUUAUCAACACAAAAAAGCUCUCGGCCAGAGAUCACCAGAAAUUGGAGCGGGAGGCGAGGAUCUGUCGCCUGCUGAAACAUCCAAACAUAGUACGACUCCAUGACAGCAUCGCAGAGGAAGGCUUCCAUUACCUUGUCUUUGACCUAGUCACUGGAGGCGAGCUGUUUGAGGACAUUGUUGCCAGAGAGUACUACAGUGAAGCAGAUGCCAGCCACUGCAUUAAUCAGAUCCUGGAGAGCGUCAGCCACAUCCACCAGCACGAUAUUGUCCACAGGGACCUCAAGCCAGAAAAUUUGCUCCUAGCCAGUAAGAUGAAGGGAGCGGCGGUGAAGCUUGCAGAUUUUGGCCUCGCUAUUGAGGUUCAAGGGGACCAGCAGGCGUGGUUUGGUUUUGCAGGAACUCCGGGGUAUCUGUCCCCAGAGGUGUUGAGAAAGGACCCAUAUGGCAAGCCGGUGGACAUAUGGGCAUGUGGUGUGAUCCUGUAUAUCUUGCUGGUGGGCUACCCUCCAUUCUGGGAUGAGGACCAACACAAACUCUACCAACAAAUUAAGGCUGGUGCUUAUGAUUUUCCGUCUCCUGAGUGGGACACCGUGACCCCUGAGGCCAAGAAUUUGAUCAAUCAGAUGUUAACGAUUAACCCCGCCAAAAGAAUCACUGCUGACCAGGCCCUCAAGCAUCCCUGGGUCUGCCAACGAUCCACUGUGGCCUCCAUGAUGCACCGUCAAGAGACUGUGGAAUGUCUGCGCAAGUUCAAUGCCAGAAGGAAGCUUAAAGGAGCUAUCCUCACUACGAUGCUCGUGUCCAGGAACUUUUCAGUGGGACGGCAGCACACCAGUCCUGCCGCUACCACCAGCACGGCCGCAAUGGCUCAGGAAGCGUGUAAAACCUUACUAAACAAAAAGUCGGACGGUGUGAAGUCGCAGGGAAACAACAGUAAAAACAGUGUAGUAAGCAGCAGCAGCACCAAAGACAGCAGCAUGUCAUCUUCAGCACCAAUGGAAGCCCAGACAACUGUUGUACACAACCCAGCUGACGGCACCAAGGGCUCCACUGAGAGCUGUAAUAACAUAGAAGAGGAGGAGAUGAAAGGUAGGAAAGCUCGUAAACAGGAGAUAAUAAAGAUGACUGAACAGCUGAUUGAAGCCAUCAACAAUGGAGAUUUUGAGGCUUACACGAGAAUCUGUGAUCCAGGACUAACUUCUUUUGAACCGGAGGCCCUUGGAAACCUGGUCGAGGGAAUGGACUUUCACAAGUUCUACUUUGAGAAUCUUCUGAGUAAAAACAGCAAACCGGUGCACACCACCAUCCUCAACCCCCAUGUCCAUCUGAUCGGCGAGGAUGCCGCCUGCAUCGCCUACAUUCGUCUGACGCAGUACAUCGACAGUCAGGGACGGCCGCGUUCCUGCCAGUCUGAGGAGACUCGUGUGUGGCAUCGCCGUGACGCCAAAUGGCUCAAUGUGCACUUCCACUGCUCAGGGGCACCAGCUGCACCCCUGCAGUGAACUGAGAACUCAGGCCCAGCUUUGCCUGAAGUCUAAAGCUAUUGGGAGCAUUUAUUCUCCGUGGUCGGAGCGGUGGCUGGAUCCUGCCCAGGAAGAGGCUGCUUGGAAAACACAAAUGUGGGAAACAUACCUUACAAUUAAAAAAAAGAAAAAGAAAAAAAAGCCACAAACCAAAAAACAAUAAAAAAAAAAAAAAAAAAAAAGCAUAUCUUAGAAGCUCGACUGAAUGACCGACCACACCGACCAACACCAAUCCAGUCCAACCCUAGCUAGAUGAUGUUGGGGCCCAGCUGAUGUCAGCCCCUUUUUGCAGAUGGUGCAUGCUUCUGGUGGCAACACAGGGGUGAUGCUGUCCUGAUCCUUUUCUCCCAUGGCCUUCAUUUCCCCACUCUUUGUUCGUCUGCCGUGUGGAAAAGUAUUAACAUGUUCAAAAUUAUGUAUAACAAAUGAAAAAUAAGUACACUUCGCACAGAGACCGGGGCAGCGAGGACGUCUGGGAAAAAGUGAUUUCUGUUCAGAGCGUCUGUUUUAAUCCAGUCGUUUUAGAGUUGUAAGGUAUUUGUGGGUGGGGUUUAUGGGAACAGGAGCAACUAAUGUAAAGUUAAUAUUAGAAUUUAACACCAGAUUUAAGUGUCAGAUUUGAGUAUCUGCACACUGUUUUAAAGGGGUUCAGGUGUUACUGAAGGGACCUUUAUUUUUAUUUUGUCUUUUUGUAAUAUGUAUACUGAAAAACAUUGUUUUAUCUCCUGAAUGAGGGAUACUGUUUUAAAGUAUUUUGUGUUGGAAAAAAUCAUUUUUAAUCAAGAGGGGUUUUAUUUAACAGAAUUGUGUAUAAAUGGAUAUUUAUAUUGGACGAAGGGAGGUGGAGGGAGGCAUGAUUUACUUCUGAGGUGUAGGUAGGGGAGCUGAAGACGAGUGUGAUGGUGUUUUCGGCUUUUUCUUUUUUUUUGGUCCCGUGGUGUAAAUACAAACAUAUUCACAUGCAACAUGCAUGCACACACACACACAAAGUCCCUGUGCUCCAGCCUUUGAGGUGGAGCCUCUCCUGAGCUUUAGACACAGCAUCCAGGCCAGCUCAUCCUGAAGUUGCAGAAGGCCUCCAUCUGUCUGCCCUGCACUGUGUGCAUUCAAACACUAGGCAGCGCCAUUGGUCAAAGUCUAAAGCUCCUCACGUCUCUAAACUACCUGGUCUGAAAGCAUGGAUGCUCUCAAUCUAACUCUUUAGUUGUUUUUCUUUAGUUUAGUUUUGUGUGUGUCUGUGUGUGUGUAUUUGAUGUGAAGCAUGAUUUAUCUUAACUCUCUGAUGGCCUGUACUGUUUUUGCACAGACACUUAAGACUCGAUGCUGUUGUGGUCGCUCUUCUGAGGGAGUGAACCUUUCUGCAACUUCAGGUUAUGCUUGCCAAAAUCCUUCCCUUUCACCCUACCUCUGCCACUCUACUUUCAUCAUUCCUUCCCUUUUCCACAUUUGUCGUGACCUUCGCUAACCAGCCCUUACUACCAUCUUAGUAGCACCACGACGUGUGAUGAUGAUGUCACCCUUAUGCCUGUCUCUUGUUCUGAUUGUGUUCUUGAAAUUAUUUGUAUAUUGUCAGUCUUGGCUUGCUGUACUUCUGUGUGAAGUCCUGGCAUUAUUUUAAAAAAAAAAAGAAAAAAAAGCAUGUUUAAAAAGGAAUGCAGCCGAGGGAAUGGACAGGAGGAAAUUUUAAAAAAGGCACGAUGGGAAGAGGGCUACACUGGCUAGAGGGCUCUGGGACCUUCGCUGAUCAACUGCAGUCAGUGAAUUUGGCCCCGUUUAGUUUUGUUUUUUUGUCAGAUUCUGUUGUAAAUGUUGUAGCUGUUAGUGUUUUGAUCUAAUCUUUGAUAUUUUCCAUUUGUUUUAUGCAGAGGUUAAAAAUAUUAAGGGUUUGAAUUGAAUGGAGAUUCAUCCCCUCACACACAGAUCACUGCACACACCGAAUGCUGAAAUGUUGGGAUAAAGAUUUCUUCUUGUUAAAUAUUUUUGGAAUUCACAUCAUGAAAGCACAUGAGAUCAAAGAUUCUGCCUUUUAAGAGGACAAAAAAACAACAUAUGUGUUUCAGUGGUUAAACUUUGCAGCACUGUUUUUUCACUGUGUCGUAGAAACUUUGUGAGUGUGUGACUUUGUACCAGUGGAGGGGUGAGGCUUGCUAUCUGUCCUGUCCCGUCCCGUGUGGCGCCGCUUAAUAGUAACUCAUGCACCACCUGUCUUGUUGCUGGUGGUCACCUAAGAGCAGAAACCACAUCAAUGCUUCGGACCAUCACAUAUCUGUGCGCUAACACGGUAAACAGACUGUAAAAAAAAAAGAAAAAGUAAAUAAAUUGAAAUCAUAUAUGAGCCCCACCCUACUGUAUCAAGCGCCUGUGCUGUGGACAUAUCUGACAUGCCAUGAAAACUGUGUCUCCUCCCACUUUUUGCACCACAAUGAAUCGUUGUAAAACCAGUACUGAAACUAUGUGAUGUUUUGUAUGGUUCAGUAGUUCCAUUUGUGCUCAGUUGUUUGUUGAUACCACAAAUUGAUGAGAUGCUUUUCUUUCAUUGUGUGUGUCUGUGUGUGCGUGCGUGUAUGUGCGUGCGCUCGUUUCCACGCUUAUGAGAAUGUUUAGAUGGAAUGGGGGAAAAUGCAGUUAGGCUUUAACGAUUAUCUUAGAAGGAGGGGAAUUUAUCAGAGUUUGCCAAAGUAUUUGGACAGUUGGCAUCAAGCUUUUUGGUCAAUUAUGACAAAACCAAACUAGACUCAAAUAUUUUGAUACGUUGUAGCAGAGAAAGCCAAGGCAAAACCAAAAAUAUUAAAGCUUGAAUUCCAUUAGGUUUUAACCAUUUCAAGGCCCUUGCACUCACCUUUGGUCUGCUUUUGUUAGGCUGGAAGUGAGCCAUCAUUGAUGUUAAUGUGAGCUGCACAGGCUUAACAAAUAAGUUUCCAGUUAAACCUUAACAGUGAUUCGUCAAAGUUUGUGACCCCUUACAGUGAGUCUGCUCAUGACUUUAGUCACGCAGGUGGUGUGCAGAUCCAUCUGUAUCCUGAUGCAGCUCCAUAUUUUUAUUCUUGGACUUUUACUGACUAUAUUAUUCAACUUAAAACAAUUCUGUCCCAUCCCCCUCUAAGGUAGCUUUUUUUCCCUGAUUGGCUGCCCCUGACAAACAGAAGGUUUGAACAGGAAGUGGAUGGAGCUGCUAUGCUCAUCCAGACUUUUGUGCCUAAAAUAUUAACUAGCAUGAACCAGAGCUAAGAGCCUGAGAUUUUGGGUUGUGCAUAUGCUUACCUGGUUACUUUAAACUUGGCUAUGUUUAGUAAAGUCAGUCAGCUGCCUGAUCACUUUAGGGCACAGAUUAACUUUGGAAAAAGCACCAAAUACAUAUAAGAGAAUAAUGAUUCCCUAUACUUCAAGUAGCUUGCCUGCAUUUGAAUCCUUUUGAAAGUCCUAUUCUGUUCAGCAGUCAGGCUCUCCAAAUACUUUGGCAAAUGUGUGAAAUGUGUUAAGAGUGUACCCGAGUGAACAGAGGAGCUGAAAAGAUUUGUGAAAUGCUUAAAACAGAUGUUUAAAGAGGAUAAUUUAAAAACCACAAUCGUUAACAGCAACACUAUAUAUGCAGUUUUACAAAUGGAAGAAAUAUGCAUGUCUACUUUCUGGUAAUUUUUCACUGUUUACUUGAUAAAGAAAUGGAAACCUAUGUUAUUUGCAUCCUCAAGGUUAUGAAAAGGCUGAGAUGUUAAAAUCAAGUGAUGUUAAAUCGCUUUAAAAUGCUUAAAAGAUUUUAGCUUUUAUGUGCCCCUUGAAAGUGAAUUUAUUGCAUUGUAACCUUACAAUAAAAAAGGGGGAAACAUAUGUCUGAGUUUCAAUUGGAUGCUGGAUUUUUGCAUGACCAUACAGUUAAUAAACAUACAUUUAAAAAAAAAAACCAAAAAAAAAAAAACUAGUGUUGGUGUGGAUGUGAUUUUUUUGUAUUCAAACCUUUACUGUUAAUGUGAAAUGAAGCCCAUAUAUACAUUCAUUUUGAAAUUUCUUUUUACAACAAAAACAUGUUAAUAAACAAAUGUGGAAAAAACUA